AUGUGUCUUUACGAUUAUGCCGCAACAAUUCAUAAAAUAAAAAUCAACAGUAAAGAACUGGACAAACUAAAAAGACAAAAAAAUCGUGAAGGAUAUGCAACAAGAGUAGACCGAUUUCUGUUUUUAGCGAGAAAAAACCCAGAAGCCGCGAAAAUUCGACGAAUAGAAAGAUCUAUAGUAGGUUAUGAUAAUAUUGAUGACAUGGAAAUAUUAGAUAAUCAAGAUAACUUUGACAGCACAUUCACAUUAGACCCGUAUAAAAUUAUGCGUUCAGGAUUAAAUAAUGCAGAAUUUGUUGACAGUGCUAUGCUGCAUUUGUACUUAAGAAAUAAAUUUAAAACCAAAAAUAACAAACACUCAAACCUUCAAGAAAAAAUCAAAACCACAGAAUAUGAUCAGAAUAACCAAGUACGAUCUUCAUGCGAAAAUGAUGAAUACUUAAUCAAAAUAUGGCAAGAAACUGUAGCAUCAAGAAAAAAAAUAGAACAAAUAAAUAAUACUACAACAUUACACAUAAUAAAAACUAUAAAAAAUGCUAUAAUUUACAAUAAAGCAUGCUAA
This is a messenger RNA of Racocetra fulgida, 561 nucleotides long. The record is from the annotation of a GenBank genome assembly. NCBI's taxonomy places the organism in Eukaryota, Fungi, Glomeromycota, Glomeromycetes, Diversisporales, Gigasporaceae.